AAACGUGCAACAUGCCCGCUGAGCAGCUCCAGCCGGGCCCGGUGUCGGUUUCUCCACUUCUGGGGGGAUUUACGCGGACGAGCGGACGAAGACUCCCGGUGGAUCCGAAGCGCAGAGAGCUGUAAGUUGGAGGUCGGAAAACUGGGAAAACUGGGAAAACUUCACAUCCGGAGCAGAUCAUUUUAUUCUGAUUGACAUGCUGUGGUGGACGGGAUCACGCCGGGAAUCUGCAGCCGGCUGCCGCUGCGCACCGUGACGCGCCGGGGAGCUUCACCCGGAGAGUCCCGGGAGGGUAAAACAAAAAUCUCAACGCUGCUUAAAAAAGAGAAAAGAAUCUCCUCCACUGUGGAUUUGUCACUUCAGGCUCGUGUGUGGUUUUAUAUCCCGGAGAUGCCACCCGUCUCUGGUCUCCGUCCUCCUGUGGGUCGGAUCGGGAUGGAUGUGGCGCAGUGAGGAGGCAACAGCCUGCGGAUAAUCACAGUUUGGACUUUUUGGCUCCCCGUGCGGAGCGGCUCUCCCUCAUGCAGCUCCUCCGGCUGGCCUGGGCUCUGACUGCCGCUGCGGUCUGCUUCCUGCUGCUCCUGGUCCUCCACAACCAGAUCCUGAGAGAAGGUCAGCUGGCGGCGGGGACCUGUGAGAUCGUCACUCUGGACCGGGACAGCAGCCAGCCGAGGAGGACCAUCGCCCGGCAGACGGCUCGCUGCGCCUGCAGGAAGGGUCAGAUCGCCGGGACGACGCGAGCCAGACCGGCCUGCGUCGACGUUCGCAUCGUGUGGGCUCGGCAGUGGUGCGAGAUGUUUCCGUGUUUGGACGAUGAAGGUUGUGAUCUCCUGGUCAAUCAGUCGGGCUGGACCUGCACGCAACCAGGAGGCCGAGUCAAGACCACCACGGUCUCCUGACAGCGGCGAUGAGGACAGACGCUCCUGAGAGAGAAACUGGUUCCCAUCGUCCAUCGCUCAUCAUCGCCAAGUGGAGAAUCUGCCGCCGCCACCACUAACGCUGCUGACGAACCAAUCAUCAGCCGCUAUCAGAGCCGAGGGGCGGGGCGUUGCCACUUCCUGCCUCAUGCUCUGGAGACCUGCGACCUGCUCCACCUCUUUCUGGGAACAUAUUGUGUAUUUUCCAGGAGAUUUGAGAAAAAAAAAAAACAAAAGCGGAUUAUUGUAACGAGCUGCUGGAUGGAUUUCUUUUUUGUUUGACACAAAACUCUGUUUCGUUUUUACAGACCAAAGAUGAACAGAGCCGACGAUGAGACGUUUUUAGACACACCACCAUAUCUAUGUAAAGAAACGAACACAUUGUGAUAUUAUACAGUAAGUGACUUAACUGAGCAAAGUAAAAUUGUAUAUGAGUUAAUAUCCUAAACGUUUAUCUGUGUGAGGAGAGCUGUCGAUGUUUCAGAUGUUCUUGUGCUGAACAUCAGUCGGGCGGAGAGGCUGCAAAUCACUUCAUGCAUUUUUAUGAUGAGAACAUAAAACCUUGUGCACUUUAAUCAGAAACAUGAAGAUACGGUAUAUUUUAAAGUCAACCAGAGUACAACUAAGUACAUUUAUUCUACAAAUCUGAUAUUUUUCAUGCCACUUCACUACAGAAACAAAUAUCAUCCUCCUUACUGCACUACAUAUAUCUUAGAGCUUUAGUUAGUCUACAAAUAAAGAUUUUGCACACAAAGCAAACAAUAAUGUACAAGUGCAGCUCAAACAAUGAGUCAUUUAAUUGAAGAUCAGUUGACAGAACUAUUAAGUUAUUUUUAAUAAAAACUAUUAAGUUAUUUUUUAAUGAAAAAUGUCCUCUUCUUAACGAGUAACAGGCACCGUCCCAAAGCACACACAAGCGGCCCAGUCCUCCGGCAGCAGUCUCUCCCAGCUGCAGUCAGAGCAGGAGAUGUUAACCCCUCAGCGUCCAGUCUGCAAAUGACUCACGCAUGCGCAGAGUAGCUGCCUCAACCCUAUCCAACUCAACUCUCUCAACUUUAUUUGUAAAGCACUUUAAAAUCAACCACAGCCGCAACAAAGUGCUGUACAUAAACAAGCAAACAAGAAACAAUAAAAUAAAUAAAACAGGAUUACACACUAAAAUAAAUAGUUGCCUUGCUUUUUAAAAACAAUGAAAAAACAAUAAAUAAAAGCAAGCCAUAAAACACUAAAACGAGCAGAGUCUCAUGCAUGGUUGAAAGCCAAGGAAUAAAAAUAGGUUUUAAGAUGAGUUUUAAAAAUGGACAGUAAUGGUGAUUUAGUGAGGAAACGUCUGUUUUCUACAAGAAUAAAAUGAAACAUUCAAAAGAUUAGGUUAGUCCAGAGAAUACUUCUUCCUACGUGAUCCAGUCAGCGUCGACUAGUUAGUAGUGGCUCAGAAAGUAGCUACCCGAGGCAG
Molecule: messenger RNA, 2373 nt
Organism: Centropristis striata (black sea bass)
Lineage: Eukaryota; Metazoa; Chordata; Actinopteri; Perciformes; Serranidae
Product: chemokine-like protein TAFA-5
Exons: 4
Coding region: 522-899 (125 amino acids)
Biological process (GO): G protein-coupled receptor signaling pathway
Molecular function (GO): receptor ligand activity; G protein-coupled receptor binding
Source: RefSeq, a predicted model, not a curated record